UGCUGGGGAGAGAGAGGGAGCUGUCUGUGAAUGGAUCUGGGAGAGAGAGGGGGAGAGGGAGAGGUGUCUCGGAGACUGUAAAUCAAUAGGAAAAGCCCUGUCAACACAGAGAAAGUACCUCACACCACAAAGACAUUGAUUUAUUUUUUCCUAGUCUUCAUCUUCCUUCUGUAAAGGGGGGAGCAAGAAAGCCCGAGAGAGAGAGCGAGAAAGAGAGAGAGAGGGAGAGAGAGAGGGAGAGACCGCCUCCUCAGCAUCCCUCAGACACAGCUUUAUCCUCUCGCACCAGCUAAGCUGGCUGUGUCUGAGAUGAUUCUUGCAUAUCCUUCGUGCAGCUAUGGAUGCUGGUGAAUGCUUCCUCACCUCUUCUGGGCAGGAUGAAAAAAGCUCCUGGCCUCUGGACCUCAAUUUAUCCCUUUGCCCGACAGCCACCAAAGAUACCCCUCUCCUUCCUCCUAAUCCCUCUCCAGAAUCUACUUCCUCAGCCCCCUCCUCUGCUUCUGCUGCCGAAGGAGGAUAUCGGGCGGUUAGCCCGACAUCCUCCAUCUUGCAGCCACCCCUUGUGACUCCCGAUUCUCCAAACCCCACUUAUCUGCCAAAGCUCUCAUCUCCUUCACAGCCAAAUUUCAAGGAGGAAAAUAAGGAUGGAGUGGAGGCCCUGGUGGGGCAUGUGCUAUUUUCUAGCGAUGGAACUGUCUACCUCCUGAAAGACGAGGAAGAAGAGGAAGGUGCUCUUCCUUCCUUAGCUUCACCACGAGACCCCUCAAAAAGCACAGUGCUACCACGUCCUCCACUCACCUCUUUUUGUCUCACCGCCACCUACCAAGGCUUUUGCUCUAACCAAAUAUCCCAACAUACCUCAGCUGAGGCAGCCGAUCUCACUGAUUCGGCGCCUGGCACCUUGCCCAGAAUACAAGACCAACCCAAAGAAAAGGAAGCAGGGGGGCAAACGGGGGAAGAUGAUAUAAGACACAAACCAACUGGGGAGUCCAUCAGGACACAAAGGAUAGAUGGUACUUGGAUAUGUCUCCUAUGCCAGCUCAACUUUCGAAGUGGAAGCCAGCUGGGGUGUCAUGCUUCACACUUCCAUGGAUUAGAUCACCCAUAUCAAGACCAGCUGGCAUCAAGGGAAACCUCUGGUAUCAUAUAUAGAUCUAGUGGGCAACUUUUCCUCAGCCUUUUAGAACCAAAAAAAAGCCAAAAUGUGUUAGAUGCUGGCCAGGAGCUAGAGAAUGUUGCCCUUUCUGGGGUUCAAACUGCCCCACUUGUAGACAUAAUCCAAAGUGCUCCUGAGCAGUCAGGAACAUCAGAAGAUUUUAUGAAAAACAAAAACCACAGUGAUACCAAAAGUCAAGUGGCAUUUCAAGGAAAUCCGGAAGGAAGUCCGAAACUGUCUAUGGGCCUGGUGCCCAACUCACCUCUAAGCUACCACAAAUGUGAUUCCGCAGGAACACGCAACUCAACUGAAGCCAAAGAUUCAAAGGCCGACAUAGAUGAAAAGAAUGGAGAAACAAACUGGUGCUCAGCAGUAGCUGAGGAUCUAGGUGAAGAUGGUGAAGAAGAGGUAGAGGAUGUGCGGGAAAACAACCUCUCUGCCUCCCAGCCCUUGGACAUCAAUGAACAACUACUCACAAACCAAAGCUUCUAUGGCCCAAUGAUGACAAAUUCCUUUGUACAAAUGGGAGCUUUCCAUGGCUCUGACAAAGGGGGUAACCAAACAGAUGCAGACCGUGGGCCCAUGGCCCUUGAUGAUUGCACACCAUCCUCAGGCCCCCAACCAUUCCAAAGUCUAUCUCUCCAGAGCCAGCUUUCCCUCCUACACUCCCGCAAUUCUUGUAAAACUCUGAAAUGCCCCAAAUGCAACUGGCAUUACAAAUACCAACAGACACUGGAUGUUCAUAUGAAAGAAAAGCAUCCAGAAAGUCACAGCCACUGUUCUUAUUGUCACAGUGGUCAGCAACACCCACGCUUAGCCCGAGGUGAAAGCUACAAUUGUGGCUAUAAGCCAUAUCGUUGUGAAGCUUGUAAUUAUUCCACAACUACCAAGGGGAACCUCACUAUACACAUGCAAUCUGACAAACACCUGGCCAACCUCCAAGGUUAUCAAGGAUCAGGCCCUUCGCCCAGCACAGCAGUGCCUCCCUUAUCAGCACCAUCAGUGAACACAGGGCAGGGAGAACCAGGUAACACAUCACCUACAGAUCGUCAACUUAAGCAAAAGGCAACAUGGCACUGUAAGGUGUGUAAUUAUGAAACUAAUAUUUCCCGCAACUUACGUAUUCACAUGACUAGUGAAAAGCACAUGCAAAAUGUACUGCUGCUUCACCAGGGACUGGGAAUGGGACAAGACAACUUCCCUUUCUAUGGAGGUCCACUAGCAUCGGAACAGGCACUGGAACACCCGUUGCUUUUCAAUCCCAUGCACUUCAGCUCAUCUGGUAGCCAAGCUUGUAGCCUACUUACGCCAGAUUCUCCAUCAGGCUCACAAGUCAAUACCUUAGGUUCCUCUGCUAUGUCCAUUCCUGUACCUCCACCCCUACCAGAUCCAUCAUCUUCUUGCACUGAGGAAGAGCUUUCCCCUGGUGUCUUCCGCUGUCUGGUGUGCCGUAGCUUUACUACUGAUAGUCUGGAGGGAUUACUCUCUCAUGCUAGUAGAGGCCGGUCUCUACCUGAGAGGGAAUGGAGAGAAGUCAGAGGAGACCUGCACUGCUGCCGACUCUGCUCCUAUAGCACCCAGCUUAAGGCCAAUUUCCAGCUGCAUCUGAAGACCGACAAACAUGCCCAAAAAUAUCAAUUAGCUGCCCAUAUGCGAGAGGGUGGUGCAGCUCUGGCCACCGCACAAGCUUCAGCAGCAGAACUUCCAAUCAGCGGAUACAGCCAGGCCUCCUCCUUUCCACCUUUGCACCUGCGAUGUAACCUGUGUGAAUAUGAGAGCAACAGCAGAGAGAAAAUACAGAUGCAUAUACAGGGAGGGGGACAUGAAGAGAGCCUGCGUGUAUACAAGUUUCUGCAGGUUAUUGAAGGUAUUGGAGGAAGUGAUGUAUGUUUUCGUUGUGCUCCAUGUGACAGCAGUGUGGGCUCUCGACUCGGGAUGAUGUCACAUCUACGUUCAACAAGUCACCAUCAAAAUCUUACACAAUGGAGACUUACACAUGGAGAAGCUGUACUUGAAAGAAUUGUGACGGUCUCCAGAUGCCAGCAGGAACAUGGUAAAGUGCCAAAGACCACAGAGGUUAUAUCAAAUCCUGAACCAGAGGAGGAGAACACAAAAACACCCCAGGCUUCUGCACAGGAUGAGACAUCGAGGGCUGAGUGUGAAAAAGCUGUUGAAGGGACUACGGUAUUUUGCUGUCCCUUCUGUGCUUAUGUUAGUCCCUCCGAAGAACAGGUGCACAGCCAUGCUGUGUCUCAGCAUGCCCUUCAGCCUACUUUCCGUUGCCCAUUGUGCCAGGAGCAGCUGACAGGAACUGUAAACCUGAGGGGACACCUGGGACAUGGGCACAAUGUGGUCUCUGAAUGUGUGGAGAAACUGUUGCAAGUGGCACAGAAAGUGAAUAUUAGUUUCAGGACUAGGAUUAUACCUGUGAGAGUGAUAGAAGAACCAGAUCAAGCUGUUACAGAAAACCAACUUUCCUGUGAAGUUACAGAUACUUCCCCUCCAGGAUCCCCUGGUGACAUUUCCACAAGCCCCUUUGAAGCUGUUGAUUCUAUAGCUGAUACCGAAAAGGCCCAAGAUGAAACUGCUUGCCCCUUGUGUCCACUGACUUCUGAAACGUCUCAUGACCUAAGAAUACACUUGGAGAAAGAUCAUCCUGAGCUUAGUCCCUCUGAUAUCCAGCAGGCAUGUGAAGCCCGUGCCCGAGAAGUUGAUACCGUAGAGCAGGAGGAAAGAAAGGAAUCUCAGGAAAGCACGCCUGCUCAUCCUCAACAAUCUACAUAUCGAAAAACAGCCAACUUUGCAAUGGACAAGUUUAUGGAUCCUUCUAGACCUCACAAAUGUGUUGUGUGCAAGGAAUCCUUUACACAAAAAAAUAUCUUGCUAGUGCAUUAUAAUUCAGUAUCACAUUUACACAAAGUACGUAAAGCCUCUCUUGAUCCAUCCCUUUCUACUCGACAGGAAUUUGGAAUAGGACCCACAGGACACGGUGUACAGACAGGACAGGACAAACCAUACAAAUGCACUGUAUGCCAUGUAUCCUACAACCAAAGCUCCACACUAGAAAUUCACAUGCGUUCUGUACUCCAUCAGACUCGUUCCAGGGGCUCAAAACAGGAUUCUGCAAAGAUCCCCUCGGAAAAACCUCAAAGAGACCCUGGGAUAAAGAGUGAAACUAAUACUGAUGGUAGAGGAGAAGCAGCAGAGGUUCAAGCAGUUGAUGCCCCAAAAAAGAGGCAGCAGCAACUUGGACCCUGCAUGGGAGUUCCUAUAAUGCCCAGUAGCGUUGCUCCUUCUCCAAUGCAGCUGUCCAUGGAUUUGUCUAGACCACCCCCUCUUGUUCAGCCUUCUCCACUUUUUGCACCAUCACUGCUUCCCUCAUUUCCUCUGAUUCCAGAAGCUCUAUUGAAGCUCCAGCGUCAACAGCAGCAACUUUUACUUCCAUUCUAUCUACAAGAGCUUAAAGUCAGUGGAGAUGGGGGUUCAGGUCCUCUGUUAUCAUUUGGUGGUGCCCAACAGCCUCCAAAUAUCAAAGACGAGGGUGAUCAACCCAGUGCAACUCCAAAACCUGCAAGUGAGAAGGAUGAGAGAAUCCCGGAUGAGCGUGAUGCUGCCACUGGAGAGACCACUGCUUCACAGAAUCCAGAUUCUUCAACCAAGGUUUCAGGAGACCCCACAGGAUCUGCAGCACGAGCGUUACUAGAAAAUUUUGGUUUUGAGCUGGUAACACAGUACAAUGAAGGAAGACAGACAAUUACUUCUCAAGCUCAACUUCUGCCACUGCCUCCUGCUCCUCCACCUGAAACGUUACCUACACCUUCUUCCAUAGAGAAACUUCAAUGUGGUACUUGUGGAAAACUUUUCUCUAACAGACUGAUCCUUAAAACACAUGAGGAGCACAUGCACCAGCGUUUGCUCCCUUUUGAGGCCUUGAGCCGAUAUGCUGCCAAUUAUCGUCGAACCUAUGAUAGUCACAACCCUGCUGGAGCUAAUUCUGAAACAGGAGAUUCUUCUGUUACUCCACUGGACUUUUCUGUAACUUCUCAACUCACUCACUGUUCUAAAGAGGUGGAACAAGAAUCUGAACAUAGCAUCACUGUGGAACAUCUCAGUUUCCUGCACAGCUUGUUUGAUUUUCCAGGGUCUCUGCUAGAAGAGCAAAUUCUAUGGACGGCUGAUAAGACUGGCCUAUCCCCAGCAACAAUCAGGAAUUGGUACAAGCAAAGAGAGAAAGGUGUCCAAGAGGCUCAAGAAGAAGAAACAGAGGAGGCUCUGCGGGCUGAUAGAUUGGGUCAUCGCCGCUUCUCACGCACAAAAUUCUCUGACUUCCAGACCCAGGCUCUAAACAGUUUCUUUGAAUUCAGUGCUUACCCUAGGGAUAGUGAGGUAGAGCAUCUGUCAGACUUGUUAAGUCUUUCUGGACGGGUAGUAGUGGUGUGGUUUCAAAAUGCUCGUCAGAAAGUACGAAAGCAAGCUGCAGAAAGUGGAACAACUCCUUCACCUCCUGUGUAUCCUAGUCAACCAGGAGAACGUCCAGCUGCCAACAGCAAAAUACCACCAUGCCGGAAAUGUGGUGCUACCCUCCCUUGCAUAUUUCAAUUGAUUCGUCAUCUGAAAAUUUGUUAUAGUGAGAGCAUUGAAGAAGCAACUGAGGUGGAAGAGAAAGAAGAGGAGUCAGGUAAAGCUGUACAGAAAGAAGAGUCACUUUCAGAUCAGAUCAGUAGCUCAGAACUCCAAUUAACAAACACCCAGGAAAAACAAGAGAAAGAACAAGGAGAAACUAUGGGUGAACAAGAGCCCAUAAAUCCAGCCAAUAAAAGAAAUACUGAUUCACCAAAACUAAAUGAGAAAAAUAUUCAACUUCCAGAGCAAAAUGAUCAGCCUACAGAGCAAAAUGAAUCUUCUAUACUUAAUUGCUCAGUCGACCAGAACCAGAACAAGUCCUUACCAAGCAGUAGUCAUAGCUCAGCCCCAUUAAUGGACCUUUCUUUACUUAUCCCUAUGGGGGCUGGAGAGGUAGGCUGUCAGAGGAAAAGAAAGCAUGAGGAAGAGAGUCUCUCUCCCACAGGAAGUGAAGGUGGGGAUGAGCCUCCCAGGGACAAGCGUCUGAGAACCACUAUAUUACCUGAACAAUUAGAUAUUUUACAUCGAUGGUACCUACAGGACUCCAACCCUACACGAAGCACUCUAGAGCGCAUAUCUCUUGAAGUUGGUUUGAAGAAAAGAGUGGUUCAAGUUUGGUUUCAGAACACAAGGGCCCGUGAACGAAAAGGUCAGUACAGAGGAGUAACUCCUGCUAAUGUUUCAGCUCCCCGGCAGCAAGAUGAGUCUACAAAUGAAGGACCAAAAAGAGAGGGUACAUGUUACUAUUAUAAUCUUCCUUCAAGCCAAGUAGUGCCCCAAUUAAUAGCUAAAUCAGGCUCAUCCUCUGUACAAACCACAUCUUCAUCAGUACUUUCAAAACCCCAGGCUUCUUCCAGUCUGACAACAACAACCCCAGUUACCCAGUCUCUGGUCAAUCCAACCCAGGCUCUCUCUGGUAUACUUAGUGCCGCACAAGUUUUACCUAGUUUAGGUAAUCCUUCCCAAGCAAUACCUAAUCUAGCCAAUUCUUCUCAACCUUUGACUGGCCUUGUUAAUCCACCUCAAGCUUUAUCUGGUUUAGUAACUCCAAGUCAAUCCUUUUCAGGACUUGUUAAUCCUGCCCAAGUCCUUUCCAGUCUUGUAAGCACUUCACAGACUUCACCAGGCUUGCUGUUGGCUUCCUUCACAGCCAAACCUACAGCUGCACCCAUUUUGUUGUCUUCUCCCCCAGAGUCUAAAUUGCAUUCCUCUCCUAGCCACCAUGUUUCUCAGGCAUCAGUAGGACAGAGUGCUGAGCCUGACAAAACACCAGCUUUGUCAUUUCCUGAUAUGUCUAAAGUUGCAGCCAUAGAACAGCAAAAUACAGAGACUGACACAAAUGAGAAUCAAGGGGGCAUCAGCAAAAUAGCAGAAGAGAGAGGACUCCCUAAAACCAUGGAAUCCCUUAUGCACAGCCCACAAGGUGGAGACAUGAGUGAUUCAUCAAGCUCAGAUCCUGGCCCUUCUAGUCCAGGUAAAGGAGCCUUAAACUCUGAAGGAAUGAUGGGAUCCUCAGGAGCUAGGCGUUACCGUACCCAAAUGAGUAGUCUGCAGUUACGAAUAUUAAAGGCUUGUUACUCAGAAUAUCGUACUCCAAGCAUGCAAGAGUGUGACUGCCUUGGUGGGGAAAUUGGACUGCAGAAGAGGGUUGUGCAGGUUUGGUUCCAGAAUGCCAGGGCUAAAGAAAAGAAGGCCAAACUCCAAGGACUGGUUGGCACAGCUACUACCAACGAGGGGCCUCAGCCUACAGAGUGUACCCACUGCAACAUAAAAUAUGGGCCUACUAUUCCAUGCCGUGCCCACAUAUUCUCCCGACAGCAUAUUGCAAGGCUACGAGUAUCAAUUCAACAGCAACUUAAGGAGGAAAGUCGUUACCGGGACACUCAUCCCAGUGGAGGAGCACCUCCUGUUACUGAAAGCAAACCAACUUCACAGAUACUCAGCUUCCAGAAUCCUACAACAGUGACCCCUCAAAUCCAGAGGCUCACACCGUUGCUGAUGCCUGGCCAGGGUAUUGCUGCACCAAUCGGUGGAUUGGCAUCAUUCAGCACAGCAGGGAAGUAUACACAAAGAAAUACAUCACAACACAGGCCAAAAAGAAAACGAAAAACCCUUAAACCUCUGCAUAGAAAUACUGAAAACCCAAAGCUUUUCUGCAUUUCCUGAUCCUGGUGCCAAAACAAGAGUGACCUCUCCCUGUUGAUACUCUGCAUCCGAGCUCCCUGAUUGGGGGAGAAGGAAAGAAUGAACAAUAAACCAAUGAACAGGGGGAGGGAAAGAAAAAACUGAAUAUAACCAAAAGUUCCAAAACGUAAGGAACCAAACACAGAGGCAAUGCCUGCUCUCCUGUCACACAUGCACGAUACUAUGUGUGUGUACAUAGAGAUUUUGGGAAUUUUAUUUCAAAUGGGGAAUAUAGCACCUCUCCACCAAUGACUUGAACUUUGUAAUACUUGGGGGGUGGUGACAGCACUCCAAGAACUCUCGCUGUGAUGCUUUAACCAUUUGUGGAGGGGACAAGGGAAGGGCUUUAUCUUUUUGGGGAAGGUUAUGGGGGGAGGGACAUUUUUCACUCCCUUGCUCCCCUGUAUUGCUCUCCCCGUACCUCACUCUUGAUGUUUUAAGCUUCGGUAUUUGGGGGGGGGGGGAGGGAUGGGAUGUGAAACUACCAAACAAGGACAUGUAAGAAAAAAAAUAGUAAACACAAAAGAUGACUAAAACUUUUGAAUCCAAAGUUACAUAAAUACUAAGAAAAUAUUCACACCAAAAAAAAGAAAAAAAAAAGGACGGGAGGACUGGAACCUGAAAAUGGACAAUUAUUUGUAUUAUGGGUAAAAGAAAAAGCGCUGGGUCACUGCAUAUAGUUCAUCAUUCAGAGCAGCGUGGGAUCUGCAUAAAGUGUACAUAAACAGGCGUGUGUUUGAUAUGGACUUUUCUGGUAUUUGGAAAGCCUAGCUAGGGUUACUAACACUACUUGUGAAGGACUGUCUGUAUUUUUAAGUUCUUUGAUCUUCUUCUAUUCAUUGAUACGUUACCACAUUUCUUUCAUAUACCUAGGUCUAUUAUUUUAUCCUUUUUAUCACUUUUAUCAUUGGCAUAUCUCGGUUCUGUCCACUGGGUUUAUGCAACCUUUGGUUCUCCGUCUAAUGUGAAAUUGCAGGAACAUGCUCCCCUUCAAACUUCAUCCACCUUAAUACAGGUUGAGUAUCCCUUAUCCAAAAUGCUUGGGACCAGAGGUAUUUUGGAUAUCGGAUUUUUCCGUAUUUUGGAAUAAUUAGAUACCAUAAUGAGAUGAUAUGGUGAUGGGACCUAAAUCUAAGCACAGAAUACGUUUAUGUUACAUAUACACCUUAUACACACAGCCUGAAGGUAAUUUUAGCCAAUAUUUUUUAUAACUUUGUGCAUUAAACAAAGUGUGUCUACAUUCACACAAUUCAUUUAUGUUUCAUAUACACCUUAUACACACAGCCUGAAGGUCAUUUAAUACAAUAUUAUUAAUAACUUUGUGUAUUAAACAAAGUUUGUGUACAUUGAGCCAUCAAAAAACAAAGGUUUCACUAUCUCACUCUCACUCAAAAAAGUCUGUAUUUCGGAAUAUUCCGUAUUUCGGAAUAUUUGGAUAUGGGAUACUCAACCUGUAUGCCCUUCCCCGACCCCCUAUCAAAACAGAGUUCAGUUUCCUCAAUCCCACCUGUAAACAGAUUAUACUAGCAUUUGGGGUGGUAUUCAGUAUACCGGUUGUUGGGAUCCCGGCGCACAGUAUACCGGCGCCGGAAUCCCGACAACCGGCAUACUGACACCUUUUCUCCCUCUUGGGGGUCCACGACCCCCCUAGAGGGAGAAUAGAUACGCAUGCCACCGCGCCCGCAGCGAGCCCGCAAGGGGCUCAUUUGCGCUCGCCCCGCUGUCGGGAAGCCGGCAGUCGGGAUCCCGGCGCUGGAAUGCUGGCUGCUGGCAACUCAUACUACACCCUGGCAAGUGUAUUCCAACAAACACACAAUGAUUUACAGCUAUCAACAACAUAAGACGCCACUAACCACAUCAAAUGCAGAACCACAGGUUGCCUACCUCUCCUGUUCUGUAUUAUAAUCCUUGCUUUCUACUCAUAUCUCAUUCUCCUUUAAUUAAACGUUAUCUUAUAUGUCAUUACUCACUUUCCUUUUAAAAUGCAUGUCACUUCUUAAGUUUCUUUUUCAGUCUUGUACUGUAUGUUUUGCCAUUUUCACCAUUGUUCCACUGAUUCAAUCACAAGCCCCCACGCCUCAUUCUGUGCUUUUCACUCUUAUCAGUGGUUUCAUUAUAAUUGUUCUGCGGUGACAUCACUGCAUUCUCCAAAGAUGUCAGAAUGACAAUGACUGACCUUUUCCUCACAUAGCUAUUACGUUCUGAGGCUUCUACAAUCCUAAGUGGACUCUGGUGCCACUAAUUUGUCAUUGGAUGUAUAAAACAUAUUUAAUAGCCAUGACUAGAUGCUUUAUGAAUCUACAUUCCCCCUUACAAAUAAUCCAGUUUCCAGAGCCAUCGUGUUUGAUGUAAAACUGGAGGUCAGCUUUGAAGUCCACUAAUAACAAGGUAGUUUUAUUCUCUCCCAGUCUCACCGAGGACAUAGGACUGCCCAUAUUUAUCACAAUGUAAUGAAUGUCACACAAAAACACACACAUUAGCCCAUGUAAUAAAUCAACAAGUCACGUUUAACCUAAAUAAAGCACAGGGACAUGAAGGAUCUCUGACAAUGCACAGUGCAUGCUGCCUGCUCAUGAAAUGUGAUUGCCUUCAGCAGCACAUUGCAUGCAGAUUUCUCAGUGCAAUUCUCAUGUCCUUUUUUCUUACACACAGUAAUGCACAGAUAAAAUGUCAACUCUUAUUUAACCUAUAACAUUUAUUAGCAAGAUACGGAACCAGCUAAUUCACCAAAGUAAUAUUAGACAAACACAUGCUUCUAAACAGCUUUAAUGCAUAACGUGAUGGUGGGAAGGUUUAAAAAGGAUUUUGCUACGCAUGGCAAUGUACACCCAGGGGUAAAUUUACUAAGCGACACGUCUGACCCCAAAUUUUAAAACGGCAAUGAUAAUAAAUGUGAAACACGUCCGCUUUAAAUUGACCCCCUUGUGUUCAAUGACCCUGGUCUACGCAAUGGCACAAAAUAGUACAUUUUAACUGAAUGAUGUGCGAGAGGGGCUCAGGGAAUUCUGAGAAUUACACUGCUAGAUGUUUGAAAGGUGUUUAGUUUCCAUUUAAUAUUGACCCCAUGAAGUGAAAAUAAUGCAUAAUUCUUGUGAUUUCACUUAUUAUGUGCAUGUAUUCAAAAAGUUGUGGUUAACUAAGGAUGAUCUUCUACAUACAUUUCCAGGCCUAAUAUGUUUGAUGAUACAGUAUUGAGGAAUAUGCUGGUGCAUCAAUAAAUUGCAAUACUACUAUGUCACCCAACUGGCACGCGAGUAGAGUUUGUUUUCACAACUGAUUGACAGCCCCCUGUUUUACUACAGGCCUGAUUUUUUUUGUUCUGUUUGUUUUAUCUAAACAGCAUUUAUUAUGCUGUAAAGACAUGCCAUUUACCUACCUUCAUUUUAUUUCCUCUUUGUGUUCCUUUCCUCUGAUCUAUGUCUGUUGUCUCCCCCUCUAAUCACAUUUAUAGGUGUGGGGGUAUAAUACUUUAAUGAUACACAGUGUGACAGAUUGGGCCUUGGACAUGCUGAAUGUUUAGGUAGAGCCUGCUCGUUAUCUCAUUGAAAAAUUACCAGAAUAAUUGUAUUAACUCAACAGAGAUAACUAGCGUCAACAGCCUAAAUCUGGUCUACACAUGCCACAUCUUGCCAGCUCUCAAUGUAAGAGGUAACCCAUACUCUCCCUGUGUCUUUCAGCCUGUCUAGUGACCAGCUGCUCACCCAAUAUGGAUUGUCGCAUGCAAAGAGUUUGAGGAUUUCCUCAGAGUGAUGUUUAAAUGGUUAAAAAAAUAUAAAAACUAAACUUAAAAUGUU
This is a messenger RNA of Pseudophryne corroboree (corroboree frog), 11757 nucleotides long. It is a transcript of the gene ZFHX2, whose product is annotated as zinc finger homeobox 2. NCBI's taxonomy places the organism in Eukaryota, Metazoa, Chordata, Amphibia, Anura, Myobatrachidae. Bases 338 to 7945 code for a protein of 2535 amino acids. Gene Ontology annotation, cellular component: nucleus. Gene Ontology annotation, biological process: regulation of transcription by RNA polymerase II. Gene Ontology annotation, molecular function: zinc ion binding; RNA polymerase II cis-regulatory region sequence-specific DNA binding; DNA-binding transcription factor activity, RNA polymerase II-specific. The record is from RefSeq and is a predicted model, not a curated record. The transcript is spliced from 10 exons.